Messenger RNA from Girardinichthys multiradiatus, 5887 nucleotides. Its product is annotated as neurexophilin-1-like. The transcript is spliced from 2 exons. The coding region runs from base 504 to 1334 and encodes 276 amino acids. Gene Ontology annotation, molecular function: signaling receptor binding. NCBI's taxonomy places the organism in Eukaryota, Metazoa, Chordata, Actinopteri, Cyprinodontiformes, Goodeidae. The record is from RefSeq and is a predicted model, not a curated record.
ACGUUUGUUCGCUCUUGCCAGUCUCAGCAUCGCUCAGCUUCUGCAGGAGGCUGCAGCUCCAUCCCUCCAGGAUCUCUACCAGCAUCACUGAGCAGAUAUGAGCUGUUCAGUUCCCACUGAAGUCUCCUCACUCUCAGCUGGGAUCACUUCAUGAUUUUUUUUUUUUUAUGGAUGACAACAGCCAGCCGUAUAUAAAUGGAUUUGUCGCAACAGAACUAAUUUGAGUUCAAACACGGGAUCUGGAGAAGGGGGGAGAGAGAGAUCAGACAGAACAAGGGCGCUCCAAGUGAGGUUUUUGUGUUGUUUGUUUGUGGGAGCAGCACUUCAUUGUGCCUUGGAUAUGGGACCGUGCGUCAGCCCAGCGGGAUCCGGAUCCGGUGCUGUGGGAAGAGCAGCCUCCUAAAGCAGGAAAAAGACCCUCUUCUGGAUUUUUUUUUUCUUCUUUUCUUUGAUUGUAAUUAAUUUCUUGCGAGGUGGGGCGGCUGUGGGUUUUACGCGCCGGAAUGAUGCGUCCCAACCGCUGCUUCAUCCUGCUCCUCCUCAACGGAACCGCUUGUUUGGUGGUGAUGGGUCAAGAAGAUGACUCCUCCAACUCCAAGAGCUCUUCUGAUGCCUCCUCCAAGACGGUUGGGCUUCUGGGCGGGCAGGCUUCCAACUCGCCCCUGAGCCGAUGGAUGCAGCACAGUAAAAGUAGAGCUGCUAAUUCCACCUCCCUGGAGCUGCCUUACCGCUCCCCAGUUCCUUUCUCCAAGCAGGAGUUCUCCAAACAAGAGUUCUGGGAGAUGUUAGGCAGUGACCUGCUCAAACCUGACACCUCCAGCUCCAGGGUUAAACGCCGGCCGAUUGUUAAGACUGGCAAAUUCAAGAAGAUGUUUGGCUGGGGAGACUUCUAUUCCAACAUCAAAACAGUGAGGCUCAACUUGCUCAUCACUGGCAAGAUAGUGGAUCACGGCAAUGGCACGUUCAGUGUAUAUUUUCGUCACAACUCAACGGGCCAGGGCAACAUCUCUGUCAGCUUGGUCCCACCUGUCAAAGCAGUAGAGUUUGACCUGGAACGCCAGAGCGUAGUCUACCCCAAAGACUCCAAGAUCUUCAACUGCCGUGUGGACUAUGAGAAGGUGGAUCGAAGCAAGCGCACCUCAUUGUGCAACUUUGAUCCAUCCAAGACCUGCUUUCAGGAGCAGAUCCAGAGCCACGUGUCCUGGAUUUGCUCCAAGCCUUUUAAAGUCAUCUGUAUCUACAUUUCCUUUUACAGUACAGACUACCGUCUAGUGCAGAAGGUUUGCCCGGACUACAAUUACCAUAAUGAGAUGCCCUACCUGCCCUCAGGCUAGAGAAGACUUGAGGGGUUGGAGAGAGGAAAAAGGGGGUUGACUGAACAUGUGAAGAGGAAACCAGGGCGAAAAAUGUCGCAGUGGCAGCAAAACUCCUUGAAAACAAAACAAAACAUGUAGCCUGACUAUUGUAAGAUGUAAAAACAUAUAUGCAAACUAACGUAUGCAGUUAAGAAACAACCUGAACUGGCAGUGAAAUUCUAGCACCACCAACCAACACAUUUUUACCUCAGUCCUGUUUCUAAACUCUAACAUCUGGGCAGUAUUCCUCCAACCAAUUUAGUCAUUUCUGAAUCUUAUCUGAACGUCUUUUUAAUCGCCCUUUACAGUUUUGCUCCAUUGCAAAUUCACACAGCAGUACAAGAAUUGAAAGUGGGCUUUUAAAUGGUGCGGUAAUUCAUAAGAGAGCUGCAGACAGAUUCAGCGUUUAUGAUAAUUAUCAUGUCGUGUUUAACAUUGUGCUCUCUAAAGAUGAUUUAAACAGACCACGGGGAACAUAAAGUAUUCAUUUGCUCACAAAGUGCAGAUGAAUGUGGAGUGUAACCAACAGCACCAUUAAAGUGACACUCAGACCUUUUAAAGGACAGGCUUUUAUGAGAACUCUGUGCCGAAACAAUUCAAAAACUUUACUCCGUGUCUUCUGAUUCAAACACCCCAUCUCUAUUUUACUGACUAUAUGUUUUCACCUUUCAAAUCUAAUCCUAAUACAUACCUCAGUUAAAUUACCUCCAAAUAAAAUGAACAAAUAAAGAGAAAUUGCUUUGCAGCAUUUCAGGACCGGGGCUUAAGACAAGCUCGGUGUGAGGCAAUAGAUUGUACGCUGAGGCAGAUUUGGAACCACACUGAUGAGAGAAAUUACAAGUUGGCGGGGUGAGAGAUACAGAGAUUCAGAGAGCUCUUUUAAUUAAAGUGGAGAAGGAAAUGUGGGGUAUGCGGCGCCUUCUAUUGUCCCUUCUGUAUGAAAAAGAUUACAUUUUGUUGCCGUCAGGAUUCCUGAUUUCACGCCUUGAUAGCUUUGACUGUGUGAGGGAGAUUGCUCUCUCUCACAACAAAUACAGCACUCACCAAAGUAAACCCAGUUAUCUUGAAUAAAUGAAAAUAUUAUCAUAAUAAUUACAUAUAAUUUAAUCUCUUUUAGAUGUAAUUAAGGUUUAAACGAGAGUGCUAAAAAUGUUCCUAAAAAUCAAGUCGGUAGGAAGAAGGAUAAGAGGACUUUCAGGAGGAUUGUUUUGAUAUUUUCACAUGGAGCAAGCAGCCGCAGUUUAGCCCUCAGUUAACUGCUCUCAUUAAGAUAAAUGGCCACUAGCUGGCCCGUCUCAUGUUACUCACACAAACAAUAUCAGUGGAGAGCCGCACACAGUGAGAAAAUAAAUCAGGUUACCCAACAUUUUUUAUGCUGAAAGGUUACCAAUGUCACAUUUAUGAGGACACCAUGACUUUUUGGUUAAUUAACAACGAACAUUCGCAAGAUAGGUGUGAGGAGCCAUUUAGCAGCGGUAUCAGAUAUCCAGUUUGAUGCCAAUGUACAGUGACAUUGGUGAUAAAGCGCAGAUAUGAGCACAGUUGAAACACCAUGCUGGAGUCCCAGGUGGACUCAAACAACAGAGAAUGGCCACUGUAAAACCGUUCUGUGGGGGUGAUAGCAUUAGGCCAGGUCCUAUGUGUCACUUUGCUUAUAUAGUGUUAGCACAAAGACAAAAAAUGAGGACAUAAAAAAAACUGUUUGUACAAUUUACAACGUGGCUGUACAUUGCCUUGCAAAAAUUUUCAAACCCCUUAAAUGUUUCACAUUUUGUCACAUUACAAACACAGAUUUCAUUGUAAAUUAUUUGGAUUUUACUGGACAUGCUAGGACUGCAAGACAUUAGUAGAACGCGCUAUCUUGAUAUUGUUAAAUAUUGAGAUGACAAUUGCAAUUAAGAUACAUCUUCCUCAUGCUUUUCUUUUUUCCACUCUGUUAAAGAGAAUGGACAUAGGGGGAUGUCCGUCCACGGGGCUAUUAUUGGGAUGCAGAGCAUGAAUGCAUGGUUCUUGAACUAGUAUUGUGUCAAACAUUGCAUCCAAGUGGUCUUUAGCGAUAUCUCACAUGUUGGUAAUGCAAUGACAAUUACUUUCAAUAUAUUGACGGACCUCUUGUGAUAGACCAAUACAAAGUAAUGCAUAUUUAUGAAGUGGAAAGAAUCUUAUCCAUGGUUUUCAUAUGUUCAUCCCCCUUUAUUUGGAAACCCCUAAAUUAAAUCUGGCGCAAACAUUAUCCACUAAUUUGAGAUUAAUGUCCCUUGUGCUGAGUUUAAUCUUAGUAUAAAUGCUCUGUGAUGGCCUCAGAGUUUUUUUUAGAGAGCAUUAGUGAGCAAAAGCUUUAUAAAGAACAAGAAACACAGCAGAAAGGUCAAGAAUAAAGUUGCAGGGAAGUUUGAAGCAGUGGUGUGUCAUAAUACAAUAUUCAAGCUUAGGCUAUCUCACCACACAGUCCAUUAUCUGAAAAUGGAAGGAGUAUGGCACAACCGCAAACCAAGACAAUGAUCAUUAGUAAAACUAGGUUGUGGCAGCAUCAUGCUCUGGGGAUGUUUCUCUUGAACAAGGACGGGAACCCAGUUAGAAUUGAUAGGAAGCUAAAUACAGGGCAGUCGCUGAAGGAACCUGUCAAAUGUUCCAAAAGACUUGACACUGAGGCAGAGUUCAGCUUCCAGCAGGAAGACCCUAAACACACAGUGGCAUUUACAUUGGAAUGAUUUAGAUCAAAGUAUAGUCAUGCAUUAGAAUGGCUUCGCACAAAUCUGAAUUUGUUUUAGAAUCUGUUGCAAGAUUUUAAAAAUGCUGUUGAUAGUCUGACUGAGCUUGAGCUAUUUUGCAAAGAGGUCAUUCUUUCUUUCAUAUAAGAUAAUGUGUGAGGCUGGUAGAUACAAAGCUAGUAAGAAGUACUGACUCAGGGAGCUGAAUACAAAAGCCUGCCACAGAAUGUUAUUUGUAAAACUAAAAAAGAAUCUUGAAAACUCUGUAUGUUUGAGGAAGGAAACAUUUAUGCACUACUUUGUGUUGAUCUAUCAAACAAAACCCCCAAAAAUAAAUGGAAAUUCUAACAUGACAAAAUGUGUGAAUGCUCAAGAGGUAUGAAUAUUUUCCUCAAACAAAGACCUGCAAAUCUGCACAUCAAAGUUUUUAAUUUGCUUUUAAAGAGGAGAUAGCUCAACUUUAUCAACUUUCGUCCCCAGAGCAAAUAACAGCGGUUCACAAAUAUGUCUGCAGGGGACAGGCAGCAAAUUCACCUGCAGUCAUCAUGAAUGUUAGCUUUCUGUCUCAUGCCCGUCAUUCCUUCUGUCUUCUCUUUUUUAUGAUUGUUUUAUCUGGGCACUGGGCAUUUUAAAAAACGUUAUAUAACCCUUUGGUUGACAUGUGAAUCUGUCUGUCUUUUUCUACCAUACUGGCUUCUAUCAAGCUAAUAUUAGUGGCACAAAUCAGAAAAUAACGGCUUGGCUGCUUUCAUAUGUCAGAAGGAAUAAAUAAAUACAGAGUCUUCGUGGAGCAUACAUUAUAGGUUAGGUAGCAGCUCAAACUGAAUGCCUGGUGCCUGUUGGAAGGUCAUUUUCCUGAACUGCUGGAUUAACUACAAAAUUUCAUGUGUUUCAAAUGCAUCAACCAGCAUGAAUGAACCACAUCUAUCCUCUUUAUUUUGGUAUCCUCAUCCUCCAGCUUAUUCUGCCUCUUUCAGCCUCAAAUGUCUACAUCUUAGCCUGCUGUCUUAACAACUUUGUCUGUUUGAGUUUGACCCUCUCUUUCUCCUGAGCACACAUUCCUGAUUUGAUCUGGCUAAUCUCUAUGAGAAAACAUCAACAUAACUGAACAUCAGCAGUGAGAACUCUCCACAAUUCCCUUCUGCAUCUGUACUGCAUAAAAAAAUAUGUCUGCACACAGUCUUAAGAUGUUUUGGUUUAGGUACUUUCUCACUCCUGUUCAAAGCAUCUUACAUGUGCUCCUGCAUUCGGAGGACGUCCUGGAGAGCAUACCAACAGAGUGCUGAACACAAAUACGCCCCAGUAACCUCGAUACCCCCAUCCAUCUUGCAGAUCCCCAUCCCGCAGGGCAUCUGGAAACUCAAACCCGAUGGAAUCAAAGCUCGGAAACAUAAGCCCUCGGCAACUCUGACAAUUGAGAAAAUAAAAGGGAAAGGACACAUGUUGGGCUGCACACUGACAAGAAGCUCCGUCCUCUUUUCUUACUGAUCCUCUCAAGUAUACAGCAAUACUCUCAGCGUGAUGCCACCCUCCUUGCCUCUCUGGGGGAAGCUAGGAAACGGCUGCUGAACUGUGAUUAACAGACAGACAUGUUGCUGUGGGAUGGAAUGUGUUGUUAUAGCAGCAGCCUUACUAUUUACCCAUCUGGUGCCAAAAGACAUACGGCCUUAAAGGCUGCAAGACAGCAGUGGUCCAUUCAGAAUAGAAUAAUUACAAAAAAAAGACUGUUUAAACAUGAAUAUACAUAUAUAAAUAAUAUAUAUAUAAAUAUAUAUUAAAGCUAAGAGUCCUGAGAUAUGAAUAAAGUUGUAUUUAAAUGUG